This is a messenger RNA of Xiphophorus maculatus (southern platyfish), 3214 nucleotides long. RefSeq lists its product as uncharacterized. NCBI's taxonomy places the organism in Eukaryota, Metazoa, Chordata, Actinopteri, Cyprinodontiformes, Poeciliidae. The coding region runs from base 146 to 2371 and encodes 741 amino acids. The record is from RefSeq and is a predicted model, not a curated record. The transcript has 15 exons.
UUUAACUCCAUUCUCUGCCCAAAUUUUAGCUACGCAACACCUUCCUUUUCGAGACAUCACGGAAAAGUACCUUCAUUAAACACAAGCUGAACUUGAAGAAAACAGGCCUGUAGCUGAAGACUCCAUGUCUUACUGAGGAGUUGAGAUGCUGCACAGACUCAAACUGGGUGUCCUGCUGCAGUGGCUGAUUCUCCUCCUGUCGAGUCCGGCCUACAAAGCCUCGUCCCUGGGCCUCACAGUGCAUGUUGUGCCUCUCGAGGUGAAUGGAGGGAAAACGGUCCGGGCUCAUUUUAGCGUCAUUACUCCCUCUCCUUGUCCUGAUUUGUUAGCAGUCUGUGCAGCAGGAGAGGACUGUCAGGCCCACCGCACCAUCCGACCUUUCAACUACACCAAACCCAGCCCCGCGUGGUGUGUCCGCCAGUGGCAGAAAACCGUACCUAGCAAUUAUAAUACCUAUCUCAAAUUAGGAUUCCAGACAGAGUUUUACGUCUCGAUAAAUGCAGACCCAAAGAUUCGGGCAAAUAAUGGAAAACUCAACAGGCCUCCUUUUGUGGCUCUCCCUCCUCCACUGAGGGCCAGUGUGAACUGUCCUGUUGACUUCCAUAUCUCAACAAAGGAUCUGGAUGGGGACAAAGUCCGGUGUCGCUUUGCUCGUGCCGACACUGGAGAGUGCCGGGACUGUUUUCCUCACAAUUUCCUGGAACUGGAUGAGGCGAGCUGCACUUUGACAUUCACUGGAAACGCAGCUGCAGGACAAUACUUUAUCUACUUGAUGGCAGAGGACCUGAUUCCCUCGCCUCCAUCGAGACAGUUUUUAAACAAUUCUCCCCUCAGCUCUGUUCCUGUGCACCUCUCUCUCACUGUGGAGAAGUCGGCUUCAGGCUGCAGUUAUAACCCCCUGGUCCUUGAUGGGACCCCAGAGAGAGACUCUGUACAGUUUGUCCUGCCGUUUCAGGAGGUGAAAUUCAAUGCUAACUACAAGUCUGACCUGGAGAGUGUUUUGGAGAUAGCGGUGGUCGGCCCCCCUGACCUGUACAGAGUUGGCUUUGCAUCCAUCAGCAACCUGGCGAAACUAACUAUGGCCUGGAUCCGCUCUGAAAACAACCUGACCCAGCUUUUGCCUGUCUGCUUUGUUGCAAACACCAACAGUUUUCAGUCACACCUGCGAUGCACGUGGCUGUACCAAAGGGAAAUGAGGACUUUGCCUGAUGGAACUGAGCUGAGGUGUAAUCAGACAGAAAUGUCUCUGCUGCUCCCUGUCACCUCCCUCACCAACGUCGACCUGGAUGAAUUACAGCUCAACAGCCCCACCUGUCCUGUCACCCACAACAGCACACACUUGACUGCACACAUACCAUUAGGUGGCUGCGGGACAAAGGCUGUGCACUCUGGCACAGAAUUGGUUUAUACCAACACCUUGAAAAGCGUGCAUCACACCAUGAUCAGCCGCCAGCCCUCGCUCAUCCUCCCUCUGGCCUGCCGGAUCCCAGGAGCACAGGCCAAAUUGUCGCAGUAUGCCGUCAGCAUGCCAACAGAGAGGGAAACGUUUGGCGAGUUUACGAUCCGGUUAGAUUUUUACCUGCCAGGACAAGGGCCUCUGGCACGACUCACAUCCACUCCCAGGUUUCGCUCCAAUUUCUUAUUAUCUUCAAGAUUUCGUCGGGAGACAGGUUCAGAAAGCCGCACCUCCAUUAGCAGCACUCAAACUACUCCCCAACCUGACGAAAUUGUCAAGCAGUUGGACCUGCAUGUGAUGUCUAACUGCAGUAUUGAUCGAGCUGAGAUGAUAGUGACAGGCUGUGUGGAAUCUGAGACGGAGGACUUUACAGUCAGCCAUCCUAUCCUGGAAAAAGGGUGCAUGACGUCAAACAACACACUGGAGAUUAUUACAGACCAAAAAACUUUCAAGAUUUACCGUCUGAAUAUAAAGACACUGGCAAUCUCUGGAACAAAGAUGUAUAUUGAAUGCAAAAUCAACCUGUGCAUUGCCACCAUGCCCUCUGAUACAUGCCCUGAUCUGUGUAGCAACUCAAGCAGUUCAAGCAGUUCUAACUCGCUGGUUCACAGCUUGUUCAGUAGCACAUACUCUGUCCGCUCUGGGCCUGUGAGUCUCUUGGUCGCUGAUUAUCUGAACAAAAAUACCACUACAACCAAUCUUCCUCCAAGUAAUGCUCCCCCAACUACUGGGCUAAACCCCUCCCAACCAGCUACUACGCCAGGAAGUACUCCGCCAGCUUCUCAAAUUCCCAGUGUAACCAGUACAAAUACAAAUACUACUGCAUCUCAAGCUCCAGAAGUGGCCACAUCCAGGAUAACUGGUGUGAUCCUAAUGACUAUCGCCAUGUGUCUCCAAAUGACCAUCCUUCAGUAAAAAAGCUGCUGGACAAAGACCUGUCAGACAACGAAGCACAGCAUGUUUUUGUUACGAAACUUUGGAGGAUAAAAAAAAACUGCUCCAGAUUAACCUGACAAUAGAGGCAUAGCUACACUAUUUAGUUAUUCAUCUUUCCCUAUCUCUAUCUUUAAAGUGAAAUGUAAAAUGCUUUUUUGUUAUUUCACUUACUUCACAAAAUUUAUUAAACUUAUCUGAUAGAAAAACAUUGUUCAUCAGAUAAAUUUCAAUACAACACUGGCAAUGUUAAGAAAGCCAAAUAAUUACCUAAAGCCAAAUGAACUAUGUUUUCAGUUGAGCAGAUAAAAACAUUUUGUUCUUCGUCUCUCCUGUGAUUUUUUUUCCCCAACAUAUUUUACAAAUGUGAUCAUUAUGUUUUAGAGACUAUUUGUUUUCCAGUUUUUGUCUUACACAUUAUACUGAAAAUGUGCAUACAUGCUCACUUUCCUUGAAAAAAAAUAUUUUCCUUAUAUUAUAAAUCAUUUACAUGGUAUUGCUAUAUGUUGUUGAUGACAAAUACUUCUACAAACAUUGAAAUACAUUGUUGACUUUUGUUACAAAGCUGUUUUUGGCAUGAAUGAAAAGUAAAAUGCUACAAUGAAUGCAAAAUUGAAUGCACUGAUAUUUAGGCAAAUGCUUUUUUUAUUAAACGCAACUUAAAAUGAAUAAAUCAUAACUUUAGCAUAUUUUGUAAUGCAUUAUUGUCAUAUUAUUUUAUACAUUGUUGUGAGAAAGUGUCCUUUUACAGGCUUAUUUUGUUUUGUCACACUUUUUGUCACAAAGGUUUAGAUUAUUGACCUUAAUAAAGGCAAGUAAACUCUG